AUGAGUUUUAGUUCAGCAAGUUCAGAAUUAGAGAAGAAAAAUGACCACAUGAAGGAUGAAUUCCAGCCGUACAGGAUGAGCAUCGAAGAAGUUGCUGCACAUUUUGAUACGGAGAUUGAAAAUGGGUUGACCUCUUCGAAAGCAAACACUAUAUACGACACUGUUGGAGGUAAUAACUUAGGAGAAGAUGAGAAGAUCUCGUACUCCAAGAUAUUAGCACAUCAAAUGUUCAAUGCGAUGAUUUUAGUUUUGAUUAUAUCGAUGGUUAUUGCAUUAGCAAUAAAGGAUUGGAUUUCCGGUGGGGUGAUUGGAUUUGUUGUUUUCAUUAAUAUCCUGGUAGGGUUUGUCCAAGAAUUGAAAGCCGAAAAAACAAUGGGAUCCUUAAGAUCCUUAAGUUCACCAACAGCAUUUGUAACAAGAAACGGAGAUGAUGUGACCGUUCCAGCCGAAGAGGUGGUUCCAGGAGAUAUUGUGCAUAUCAAAGUGGGGGACACUGUUCCUGCUGAUUUACGUUUAGUAGACACCAUGAACCUUGAAACAGAUGAAGCUUUGUUAACAGGUGAAUCGUUACCUAUAGGUAAGGAUCAUAAUGAGAUCUAUACUGAUAGAUCUGUUCCUAUCCCAGUCGGUGAUCGUCUUAAUAUUGCUUUCAGUUCAUCUGUGGUUUCCAAAGGUCGUGGUAAAGGUAUUGUGGUUGCUACAGGAUUAGACACGGAAAUUGGUACUAUUGCUCAGUCGUUGCGUGGUAAUGAUGGCUUGAUCAGAAAAGUUGAUAAAUCAAAUGAUCGUAAGCCAAAGAAAAGAGAGUAUACGCAUGCUUUCUUUGGUACUUUUAAGGAUAUAUGUCUUAAUAUCUUAGGUGUUAACGUGGGUACUCCAUUGCAAAGAAAAUUAUCACUUUUGGCUAUUUUCUUAUUUUGGGUUGCAGUUAUAUUCGCAAUUGUAGUAAUGGGAUCCCAGAAGAUGAUUGUAAACAAGGAAGUUGCUAUAUAUGCAAUUUGUGUUGCAUUAUCGAUGAUUCCUUCUGCAUUAAUUGUUGUGUUAACUAUUACAAUGGCAGUAGGUGCACAAGUAAUGGUACAGAAAAAUGUCAUUGUUAGAAAAUUGGACUCUUUAGAAGCUUUAGGUGGUAUCAAUGAUAUUUGUUCAGAUAAAACUGGUACAUUAACGCAAGGUAAAAUGAUUGCCAAGAGAGUAUGGAUCCCAAAUGUCGGUACUUAUUCAGUUGACAAUAUGAAUGAACCAUAUAAUCCAACAGUCGGAGAUAUGUCUUUCACCAAAUACAGUCCAAAGUAUGCUAAAGAAGCAGAUGAAGAAAUCAAUUUUUUGCCUAAUUUGCCCGAGCAAGCAAAAAAUUUUGAAAAUUGGUUAUAUACUGCAACGUUAGCUAAUAUUGCUACAAUCAAUCAAUCCAAAGAUGAAGAGUCAGGUGAAUUGGUCUGGAAGGCUCACGGUGAUGCUACCGAAAUUGCAAUCCAAGUCUUCACCACCAGAUUAGAUUACGCUAGAGUAUCAUUACAAGAUGGUUUUGAACAUAUAAGUGAAUACCCCUUUGAUUCCACGAUUAAAAGAAUGUCAGCGGUCUAUAAAUCUAAGUCAAAUGGAGAAACCAUGGUUUAUACAAAGGGAGCUGUUGAAAGGGUCUUGAGUAUUUGUACGCAUUGGUUAGGUCAUUCGGAUAAUUAUGAUGAAGACUACGAUGCUAAUUAUGACAAUUCUAAACCAAUUGAAUUGACAGAAGAUGAUAAAGCUAUGAUUGAAGAAAAUAUGAAUGCAUUAUCUGCACAGGGUUUGAGAGUCUUAGCAUUCGCUAGCAGAAAUGCGACUGAUUCGCAAGAUGAUUUGAGCGACAGAGAACAAGUCGAAAAAGGCUUAACUUUUCAAGGCUUGAUCGGUAUAUAUGAUCCACCAAGAAUUGAAACUGCAGAUUCUGUUAAAAAAUGUCAUAGAGCAGGUAUUAAUGUUCAUAUGUUAACUGGUGAUCACCCGGGUACUGCUAAAGCAAUCGCUCAAGAAGUAGGUAUUUUACCUCACAAUUUAUAUCAUUACAGUGAUGAUGUUGUUAAAUCAAUGUGUAUGACUGCUAAUGAAUUUGAUGGAUUAACUGAUGAAGAAAUUGAUAAUUUGCCAGUUUUACCAUUAGUUAUUGCUAGAUGUGCACCACAAACUAAGGUUAGAAUGAUUGACGCCUUACAUCGUCGUAAGAAGUUUGUUGCCAUGACAGGAGAUGGGGUUAAUGACUCCCCAUCUUUAAAGAAGGCUGAUGUUGGUAUUGCAAUGGGUCUUAAUGGUUCAGAUGUUGCAAAAGACGCAUCUGAUAUUGUUUUGACGGAUGAUAAUUUCGCCUCUAUUUUGAACGCAAUUGAAGAAGGUAGAAGAAUGUCUUCCAAUAUUCAAAAGUUCGUCUUACAAUUGUUAGCAGAAAAUGUUGCGCAAGCUUUAUAUUUAAUGAUUGGUCUAGUUUUUAUUGAUAACUCUGGAUUUUCUGUUUUCCCAUUAUCCCCUGUUGAAGUCUUGUGGAUUUUGGUGAUUACAUCAUGUUUCCCAGCUAUGGGAUUAGGUCAGGAAAAAGCCAGUGAUGAUAUUUUAGAAAAACCUCCAAACAGCACUAUUUUCACUUGGGAAGUUAUUAUAGAUAUGCUUGCAUAUGGUCUCUUUAUGGCUGUUUCUUGUAUUUGUUGUUUUGUGAUUAUUGUCUACGGUGUUGGUGAUGGUUAUUUAGGAAUUGAUUGUAACGCAUCAGAUACCCAUUGUGAUUUAGUUUUCAGAGGUAGAUCUGCUUCAUUCGCUACUAUGACGUGGUGUGCUUUAAUUUUGGCAUGGGAAUGUGUCCAUCAAGACAAUUCCUUAUUUUACAUGAGAAGAGAUACUGAUAAUCCAUGGUGGAAGCAAACUGCGAUCGAUUUAUGGGACAACCAAUUUUUGUUCUGGUCAAUUAUUGGUGGAUUUGUUAGCGUUUUCCCAGUUGUUUAUAUCCCUGUUAUAAACAAUGAUGUUUUCUUGCAUAAGGGUAUUGGAUAUGAAUGGGGUAUUUCUGUUGGUUUUAGUUUAUUAUUCUUACUCUCUUCUGAAACCUGGAAGUGGAUGAAGAGAAUUUACAAGCGUAAGCAAACCAAGAAAAUCCAAAACCCUGAAUAUGAUUUAGAAAGAAACGAUCCAUUUCAAAAGUACGCAUCUUUCUCGAGGUCUAAUACUUUUGAUAAGAAUACCGUUAUCGUCUAA
Molecule: messenger RNA, 3222 nt
Organism: Debaryomyces fabryi
Lineage: Eukaryota; Fungi; Ascomycota; Pichiomycetes; Serinales; Debaryomycetaceae
Gene: ENA2
Product: Na(+)-exporting P-type ATPase
Exons: 1
Coding region: 1-3222 (1073 amino acids)
Biological process (GO): intracellular calcium ion homeostasis; calcium ion transmembrane transport
Cellular component (GO): plasma membrane
Molecular function (GO): P-type calcium transporter activity; ATP hydrolysis activity; ATP binding
Source: RefSeq, a predicted model, not a curated record